Messenger RNA from Xyrauchen texanus (razorback sucker), 1409 nucleotides. It is a transcript of the gene nudt17, whose product is annotated as nudix (nucleoside diphosphate linked moiety X)-type motif 17. Bases 123 to 1025 code for a protein of 300 amino acids. The transcript has 9 exons. Gene Ontology annotation, cellular component: cytosol. Gene Ontology annotation, molecular function: NADH pyrophosphatase activity. The record is from RefSeq and is a predicted model, not a curated record. Gene Ontology annotation, biological process: NAD+ catabolic process; NADP+ catabolic process. Lineage: Eukaryota; Metazoa; Chordata; Actinopteri; Cypriniformes; Catostomidae.
GGGGGCGAUCGGUUCGAAUGUUGUUAUUGUCUGGGCUGAAGUUUUGGUUCCGCAUGAGCGUGUUUCUUCUGUAAACUGUCAAUCCUGCGCUCUAAUGAGCUCCUAGUUAGUGUAAUUUGAAUAUGGAGAAAGUCCUAAAAGUUCUGGUGCAUCUGUCCAAGGAAAACGCAGCUCCGCAAUGCGCGCGAUUCGUGCAGAGCAUAACUGGACACUUUGUAGGGAGUAUUGAGGACCAGGCGACAGUGAGCUGUUCUCUGGAGAGUAACAGAUUUGUUUUAUGUGACCGGCUGUGUGAUGGGGGCGUUCCUCUGAAGAGGGCGCCGUUUUGCCCCAUCAAAUACCUGUCGGACUCAGAGGCAGCCUCCCUGGCCCCAGAUACCCUCACCCGUGGAGUAGAUGUGGGAGUUGCUGUGCUGCUGCAGUCAGCCAAUCAGAAACUGUUGCUAACUCGACGCUCCUCCAGCCUCCGGAUCUUCCCCAAUGUUUGGGUUCCACCCGGUGGCCAUGUGGAGCUGGAUGAAAAGCUGUUGGACGCAGGACUCAGGGAGCUGCAGGAAGAGACCGGAUUAAAACUGAGUCCUGAUGAGAUCUCCUCUAAUCUGCUUGGCCUGUGGGAGUCGGUGUAUCCGCCCAUGUUGUCCAGAGGACUGCCUCAGAGACAUCACAUUGUGACAUACAUACUUCUGAAGAGCUCUCAAUCACACCUACAGCUCCAGGCCUGUUUGAAGCCAGAUCCUACUGAAGUCAGUGGGUGUGUUUGGGUUGAUGCAGGUCUGGUUAAAGCUGUAGUAUCUGCUGUGGAUGGCAAGGAAGAUUCUGUUCAAAUACCAGCUGAACUUGCAAAGACCAUCAGCGUGACAGAGGUGUCAUCACACGGUGAGAUAAGGGACACCUCGAUGCCUUUUUCUCUGUUCUGUAACCGAGCCCCGGACCAUGGCGAGGACAUCGAGCGAGUCAGCACUGGAACAAAAUUUGCCAUAGAACUCUGGUUAAAAACACUGGAGCCUCAUGCUGAGAUGGGUUAACUGCACCUCUCUUGGCAUGCUUCUGUUUAUGUACAUGACCAUUUAACCAGUGCCUUUAUGAAGACAAAACCCUCUGCUAGACUGGAGCUACUUCAGCAACUCAAAUGAACAUUUAAAUCAAAAAUUUGUCUUAAGCAAAACAGCAGUUCUGACGGUCAUGGAAUAACAGGUGUUAUUACAAUAUGGUUUUAUAAUUAUCAAAAUGUUUCCUUAGUAAUGACUUUGAUGUCAGACCUACAGGUUUUUAACAUGCAUUUUCUUUUGCAUUGUAAGAAACAUCAAUGUCUCUGUCUACCACAAGUGGGCGGUAGAAACUGUGGAAACCUCUGUUAAAGCUUGGAAAUUAAACUUUAUUCAAUAUGUUACAAUAGUUUAUAAUUACUU